Molecule: messenger RNA, 3298 nt
Organism: Cyprinus carpio (common carp)
Lineage: Eukaryota; Metazoa; Chordata; Actinopteri; Cypriniformes; Cyprinidae
Product: 5'-AMP-activated protein kinase subunit gamma-1-like
Exons: 14
Coding region: 718-2019 (433 amino acids)
Source: RefSeq, a predicted model, not a curated record
CCUUAAUGAGAUUUUUUUUUUUUUAAACCAGAGGAGGUCAGAGACCACAUGAAAUUAGAAGUUUCUUUCAUAUUAACAAAGCUCAGUUGCACACUAGAUGGUGAAUUUUCUUUUUAAUUAUAUAUUUUUUCUCUUUUGCUUUGUCUAAUAUUAAACCCCCAAAAUACAGUUCACUCACGCAGAUACACUUAAUAUAUGUGAAAGGACUUGAAAUAUUAAUGAGUGGGCGGAGUUUACUGCUGUUUGGCCAAUCAUCAGCGAUUCUAAAGCAAGCAUGGGUUGGUUUCCUUUUACAGUGUCCUUGUUUCACAUGCUGUUUUGAAGGCAUGAAUUCACACACACACACACACACACACACACACACACACACACACACACACACACACACACACUGGCAUACACACAGCUGCACUUGACAAUCUGCUGCAGGCUUGCCAGCCGGCCGGCCACUGAUUCAGAGCUGUGAAACAGAAACAAGAGUCUGUGAGUGAAAGGAGCUAGAAAAAGAAGCUGAAGAACCCUGAAGGGAGCAACUUUGGUUAAAGAGCAUGGAAUAAUCCUUGAAGAGCACCUGCCACUGGCUCAAUGAUUGGGUGAUACGGAUCCACGGCCUCGAAGUAACUGAAGAGAUCCAACUAAAACUUCUUCCAGCACUGUCUAUGGGUACGGAAUGACCUAUUGCACUGUCCACAGCCUCUCCGAACUCCCUCAUCACCCAUGAAACGCUUUAGCAGCCUGAGAGGGACCAAAAAACGCAAGGACCAAGAGGGGCGGACAGGGAGACGGCAGUCAGAGCCCCACGGCCUCCUGGGAACCACCUCUGGUAUCUCCUCAUCACCUACCACUCCAACACAACUGACCAAGCAGACUUCGGCGUUUCUUUUGGAAGCCAGUCGGAAUGACACCGUGCACCGUUCCUCCUCCUCCCCCCUCGACACGGGACAGCACUACAGCCUGCCUGCCGCAAAACCACCGCCCUGUCCCUGCUCAGCACCUAUAUCUACCUCACGUGCGGUCCACGGUUUAUCUGAAGACAUGCUGGAGAAACUCGAUCUCGAGGAUGAAGCUGUUGAACAAUCUGAGAGCGACAUUUACAUGCGGUUUAUGAAGUUACAUAAGUGCUAUGACAUCGUCCCUACCAGCUCCAAGCUUGUGGUCUUUGACACGACGCUGCAGGUAAAAAAGGCCUUUUUUGCCUUGGUAGCCAAUGGUGUCCGAGCCGCCCCUCUGUGGGAGACCAAGAAACAGAGUUUUGUGGGCAUGCUAACAAUCACAGACUUCAUCAACAUACUUCACAGAUACUACAAAUCACCCAUGGUACAAAUCUAUGAGCAUAAAAUUGAGAAAUUGAAAAAGCUCUAUCUACAGGAAACAUUUAAGCCUUUAGUGAACAUAUCUCCAGAUGCAAGCAUAUUUGAUGCUGUGUAUUCACUGAUCAAAAACAAGAUCCACCGGUUACCCGUCAUCGACCCUGUCAGUGGAAAUGCACUUUACAUUUUGACGCACAAACGGAUCCUGAAAUUCCUUCAGCUGUUUGUGUGUGAGAUGCCAAAGCCCGCCUUUAUGAAGCAGACACUGGAGGAGCUGAGCAUUGGGACCUACAGCAACAUUGCCUUCAUUCACCCCGACACGCCAAUCAUCAAAGCACUCAGCCUCUUUGUGGAGAGGAGAGUGUCAGCACUGCCUGUGGUGGAUGAGUCAGGAAAAGUUGUAGAUAUUUAUUCCAAAUUUGAUGUCAUUAAUCUUGCUGCUGAAAAGACGUACAACAACUUGGACAUUAGCGUGACGCAGGCACUGAUGCACAGGUCACAGUACUUUGAAGGGGUCAUGAAGUGCAACAGAUUUGAGACACUGGAAACGAUAGUAGAUCGGAUAGUCAAGGCUGAGGUGCACAGACUGGUGGUGGUUGAUGAGAACGGCAGCAUCGUGGGCAUCGUCUCUCUGUCGGACAUCCUCCAGGCACUUGUUCUCAACCCCGCAGGUAUGACCAGGAAGGACAGCGAUGCAGAGACGGAGUGAUGCUUGCGGAGAUUGCUGGGUCAUGUGACGUUGCUGUAAAGAGACUGAAGUGGAAGCGGAGACCACGAGUUUGGGCCACAUCUCAGAAUGAAAGAGUGGAACCAGGGAACUUGACCUACAGUAGAUGUGCGCUGUUAGAGAGCAAAGGAAGAGUUGUUUGGUCUGUUAUCUGAUUUCUAGAUGGACGUAUUGGCCGUAUGGGGCGAUUAAGGUGGAUCAUCUCUUAUUCAGAAGGAUACUGUGAACUCUGCCUAUUAUAUCACACUAAGCUUCUGCACGCACACUAUGAUAACUAUACCUUUAGCUAGACCUAAAAUUACGCCAUCUGGUGUUUGAGUAGUGGUCUGCACACAGACUACGGACUGUACCAUAAUCGCCUCUGUUGGAGGGGUUGUCUGUGCGUUAGCAGGGCAUUCAGUAAUAAUCUCAGUAUUCAGUGCAUGUUAUGACUGUUUGUUCCUCGUGUAUAUACGAUUUUCGGCUUGUGGUGUAUGAGCCAGUUCACUUAUUUGUACUUUUGACUACUCGUUUGGUCUUUCUCCACCACAGUCCCUUUGUAAAUGCAGACAGAAAUGGUUUCCUCUGUAUCUGUCUAUGGUGCCUUCUGUCCAGCAGUUAUCGCCCACUACUGGUUGCCAAUAGAACAAGAUUAAUUGAAUGUUUAAUUAAAUAUAUCAAAGUGAAUGUUACAGUUGUUUAAAAAACCAAAAGCCCCUUUUUGCUGUUUUAGUGUGUGUCACUGAUUUUAUUUAUUGCAGAGCUCUACGUUUCUUCACUUUGGGUGUUCAUUAUUUUCUUGAUGUUUUUGAAAUGAUGCUGUAAAGGAAAAUUAAAAUGUUUAUUUAUUUAUAUUUAACACUUUUGUAAUUUUAAAAGCGAUAUCUAAGUGUGAGAUGGAAAGAUCUAUGAAGCCCCUAUGCAGUAAAACCACGUGCUGAUCAGUGACUUGAUGUUCAAUGCAAUUCAACCUUAAUUCCCCACGUCUUUUUUUUUCCUGUCCAUGAGGAGACUGACCUCUUGUUUGUACUGUACACGCACGCAGAGCUUCUGUCUGAGGAAUAUACAAGUGCCAGAGAAAGGUCUAUUUUUCUGUGUGUUCGAUGUUUGUAAUACUUCACAUUUUUAGUUUUGGUCAUUUGUUUUGCAGAUAUGUUACUGUUGUUGUUAUGAAAGAGGAAUGUCCAGAGAUAAAUGCACAUCACUGGCAUGAGACUGCUAAAGGAUAAUCAUGCUUUAGAUUCGUUUUUUAUUUACAGUUAAAUAAAAAAGAAUAAACAAA